This is a messenger RNA of Ruditapes philippinarum (Manila clam), 1903 nucleotides long. RefSeq names its product zinc finger protein 862-like. The coding region runs from base 455 to 1903 and encodes 482 amino acids. Lineage: Eukaryota; Metazoa; Mollusca; Bivalvia; Venerida; Veneridae. The transcript is spliced from 3 exons. The record is from RefSeq and is a predicted model, not a curated record.
UCUGUGCGAAAGUCCGUCGGUCCUCGGUCCUGGCCGAAUAAAAAUCAUGCGGUCCGAGAUAAAUUUCCUUUCCGUCAGUCCUCGUGUCCGAAUAAAAAUUCCAGAAGCUAUAAAUAUAUAAAUGACCUUUUUAUUGAUAACGUCAUCAACAUUUUGUUUUGACAGCUUAAUUUGCAUACCUCAGCUACGUCAUGCAUAUUUUAUUUCCGCUAUUUUCCGUCACACUAUAAUUUAAAUGGCCGACUAUAGCCGGAUAGUAAACAUUUUGAUGACGUAUGCUAUUGCUGAAAAGGGAAAUCACUCCGCAUGACUUGCCGGUUCCCAGCAUAUAAGCGCGUUUGUUUUGAUUCUACACUGAAGGUCACGCUACGAUAAUCAGGUGAUUUCGUUUUCAUACAAAUAUUAUUAUAAAUAUUAUUAAAUUAGCAUUUAAAACAUUGCAAAUAUAUUAAAUAUGCUUUCACUGAAAUAUGUUGAAGGGGCAAAACCCGGCCAACCUAUCAAACGAAAGAAAAGUGAAAGUGAAACCAAGGACGAUGCUAAAAAACGCUGGAAAGAUUAUGAACAAAAACGGGUAGAUCGAUCGUUCAACUAUGAGUGGCAAAUAGGGCGUCCUUGGUUAAAAUUUGAUAAGGAAAAGGGGGUUAUAACAUGUUCUGCCUGUAUUAAUGUUUAUGGUACAUCGGGGUCUGGCGGAUCAAAUUUAAAAGGAAAAAAUGCCUUCAUAACAGGUAGCACAAAUAUGAAAAAGUCCUCAAUCACUGAUCAUGAAAAUAGUACAAGCCAUGUAAAUGCAAUUUCUAGGGAAAAGGCCAAACAUUCUACCCCAGUGCAGCAAGCAAAAUCUGUUGCUGGAAAGACACUUCUGUCUAUGAAGGCAUCAGAGAAGCAUAGAAUUGCCUGUUUGUUUCGGGCAGCACAUGGACUGGGUAAACAAGGCCGUCCCCUCAGAGAUUUCACUUGGCUAUGUGAUGUAAAUGAGGCAAAUGGUGUUGAUUUAGGAAAAACUUACAGGAACCCAAAGUCUGCUCUUGUUUUUUUAUCUUACAUUGCAGAUGCAGAGAGGGACAAGACUACCAAACUUACAAACACAGCACCUGCAUACUCUUUAUUAAUGGAUGGUACAACAGAUUUGUCGGGUGAUGAACAGGAAUGUGUUUAUAUUAGAGCUGCAUUAAAUGGAAAAAUAAUUGAACGGUUUGCUGGCAUCGGUUCCCCAAAAAGCACAUGCUCCAAAGAUCUUAAAGAGUUUGUUGAUGGGGCCAUAGGAGCACUUAAAUUGAAUAAAGAUAAAAUGAUUGGCCUCGGAUCAGAUGGAGCAUCAAAUAUGGUUGGAAGCAAGGGAGGACUGGCAACACUCUUGAAGCAAGAUAUCGGGGAGCAUUUUGUAAAUGUUCAUUGUUUCAGUCACCGCCUUGGGUUGGCAUUUAGAGAUGCUGUGAAGAAAAACAAGCUUUAUGAGAAGUUAAUGACACUUCUUAUUGGGGUUUACUACUUCUACACAAAGCAAUAUAAAAACAAAAAAGGACUUAUGAGUGCAUUUGAGGUUAUUAAAGUUAAGCCCCAUAUGCCACCCAAAGUUACAGGUACCCGCUGGCUUCCUCAUAUGAAACAAGGCAUAGCUGUUCUACUCCGAAACUUCAAUGCAUACAACACCCAUAUGAGUGAUGCUAGCCACACAAAUGCCAAGGCUGAAGGGCUAGUGAAGAUUAUGCUAGACAAGCAUGUCCUAACUUUUGCCCUUUUUAUGCAGAAACUUCUUGAGCCCCUGUGUAAUUUGCAAGAAAAGCUGCAACGCCAAGAUAUAACCUUAGCACAUGCCAUGGCUUGGAUAGAAACAACAAUGGAGCUAGUUAUGAGUUUGGAAACAAGGUACUGUAACCUACAUUUGUUAUCAGCAUAA